Molecule: messenger RNA, 109 nt
Organism: Amoebophrya sp. A25
Lineage: Eukaryota; Dinophyceae; Syndiniales; Amoebophryaceae
Source: the annotation of a GenBank genome assembly
GAUGAAUUCGGGGAUGAAUAGACCAAAUCACGACAAUUGUUGUACUAGAGGUUCGUCAGACCACGCUCAGAGGGUCACGACAGAAGCUAGCCUCGUGAGAAUAUUUUGA